Stereum hirsutum FP-91666 SS1 is the source of this 3138-nucleotide messenger RNA. RefSeq lists its product as uncharacterized. Gene Ontology annotation, biological process: protein localization to plasma membrane. The transcript has 8 exons. Lineage: Eukaryota; Fungi; Basidiomycota; Agaricomycetes; Russulales; Stereaceae. The coding region runs from base 1 to 3138 and encodes 1045 amino acids. The record is from RefSeq and is a predicted model, not a curated record.
AUGCAUCUCCCUUUCACCCCCAACCACGUCCUGCUCAUAAAUGCCUGUUACCCCGCCCCCGCCGCCCUCCUUUCCGCUGGCCCAGACUAUCGUCCGAAUUCACAAGAGCUCUCAAAACUGACGUACUAUGCGGCCAAUCGCCCGGCGAAACUUAACAAGCUCAGCAUGGAGCUAGAGAAGCGGAUUGCGGCAGACUGCAAGAGAGCACAGGCAGGCAAUGCUCGAUACAAAGCGUCUCUCUUGAUAUCAAUAUCAAUAAUGCGAGCUUUAGCCGCUGACUGUCGCCGCGAUAUUGCUCUCCUCACUCCUUCGCUACUUGCUGCUGCCGACAUGACCCUAAGUGCCAUGUCGUCUGACCUCGAAGUUUCCGCUAAAGUUGCGAGCAUGUUCACUGCGUGGACAACGUAUACUGACGGUCGACUCAUCGGGACAGACAAUGCUGUCACGAAGGACUACAUGUCAAUCCUGCAACGCUUCGCAGCACUGAGCACAACUAGCUCAAGUUCAAGCGACCAAGAGUUUAGAAAUAGAACGCGUCUGGUGGGUCUUGCCGCGCUGACGGGCGCCGUAACGUCGGAAGCCUUGUACAGUUCUACGCAGUUCGCUUCCCAAGUAUCGACAGUGGUGCCUGCCCUCAUGGUCAACAUUUUGGAAGUCGACAUCUCGACAUUAGAUAUGGAGUCUGCAGCAAUGAAGGACAAGCCAAUAUCUCCUUACCUAGACGAAUUCCGCACUCGCCCCGCAGUGGAACGGCGUGCAGCCUCAAUUCACAUACACGUCGACGGAGAAAGAGGCCCCUCUGCCAGCGAUGUCACUAGCGCCUCUCUACGAGCCUUACACUCUCUUCUCGACCAUUCCAAUGGCGCUCAAGCAAACCAUGUCAUGCAAGCCGCUCUAGACAGUCUAAACACCUUGAAUGGAUGGGACAAGAUAGAUCACUGCCGGUGGCUCGCCAGAAAAGCGGCAGAUUGGACACAAUAUCAGUAUCGCUACGCCAUCCCUACACGUUUAGUCGAACGUCUUCAAGAAAACCAGGAUGCUCAAGCUGCUACCUCUCUGCACAGCUCUCUUGCCGCCAUGGUCACCACUGUUUUCGUCUCUCCUACGCCACUCAUCAAUCUUUCCACCUCCGAUGUCAUUUCCAAUCUUAUCACCCUCGUCAUCCGGCGAGCCGCGAUUGACCCAUCAGACUCGCUUCUACCAGCGCUCACUGUGUGUAUAUCCUCCCUGGGAACACAUAUCUACUAUGUCGACCAAAUCCAUGACCUGGCGAGCGAGUUGAUUAGUCGGCUCAUCUCGAUCGAGGCCAAUGGAAUACAAGGGAGGAACGGACCCGCCAGCACCAAAGGCCGGAACCAGGCCAUUCGAUGCCUUCUUGCGGGUCUCGUCGGAUUGAUCCAAGUUCCUAGCAAGCAAGCCUCUGCUAAGGACUUGGAGACGAGGGUGUCCCCCAAACCAGACCAGUCCUCCACCGUUGCAUCCGUCAUCUCCCGAAACUCUGUCGAAGCGACAGCAAACGGCAACCCUGGUUCACCCACUACCAACGGUUCAGCCAAACCUGGCCGCCGAACGAAGGUCUCACCCGAAAUCUGGCAAGAUACCUUGAACCUCCUUUGCGAUGCGGAUUACUCCGUUCGCGCGGACUACCUUCGCGCACUCAUAUUCUACAUCAGCACCGAGAUCUCGAAACGGGGCGAAUAUACUGAUUCGGAGGGUGUGUAUCGAAUUCGGCCGCUUGCCGAGGGACCGAUACGACAGGGCGCGAAUCUCAUCGCGAUGUUGAACGGGGACUCAUCGACGAGAUUUUUGAACGCGGUGUUUGCGUACCUCUAUAUUCUGGCUACGUCGUCUGCGUUAGGCAUCCAGUCAGGAUCGUCAUCGCCGUCGCAUGGGAGCCAGAUCGUGGUGGACGAGCCGGCACAGGAGCCAAUGCUGAAUGUCGUGCCGCCUACGCCGAUGGGUUCGACUUCCAACAUGGGCGAUGCAGCCGAGAAAGACGAACUUGGGAACCAGCAGCACGGCGCCCGUCGCUCGAUAUCCAUCCAAGCUCGCGCACGGAGACAAUCCACCAUCCAGCAGAUGCUGGAACGCGUUCCCUCGCGGUUAUCUUCCUCCGCGUGCGCCACUGGAUCGGAUUAUCAGAAUAUUUUGGUCGCGCUGGUUGCAAUUGACGAGCAUUUGCCGAUGAGGGGGUUGUUGACUGCUGUGCCGUUCCUUGUGGCCUUGGACGGACUUUGCAGGACGGCAUCGAGUGAAGAUGCUGGAGUGCUUCUGCGGACGAGGGCGAUUAGGGAGGUGAUGGCUAGGGCUUGGCUUGCUAUUGGGAAGACGUGGGCUUGUGCUGAGCUUGUUAGCAUGGCAGAAGAGGCUCUGAGAACGAUGCCAAUGCCUUCACCAUUACCACCUGUAACAGAAAAGCCUCCUGGGGCCUUCACAGCUCCAGAGGCUCCAGCUGGUUUGGUUGGGACUGACGCUGCAGGUUCGGAAUCGGGGACACCCUGGUCAGGCGUCGACACAGAGGCUGCAAUAAAAGCAAUCGGCACUUGUGCGACAGUUCUAGAGGCAACGCAUCUAGACGAGGCGACGCUGUUGCGGCGACUCGCAGUACAGUGGACGCCAGAGUCUGCCAUGAAAGAAUCUACCGAGCGGCAGUCAAGCUUCGACGCUCUCCGCGGGGAAGGCGGCGCCACACGCCUCAAACUCGCUCCCGCACUGAUGCACAUCGAAAACAUGUCCCUCCAGAGCCUGACCCGUUCCACGCGCGGUGUCGGGGUCACCGACCUGCGCGACGCACUCGAAGGCCGUUCCUCGAUGUCAAACCCCGCUCUUGUCAACAGAGCACCCUCCAUCUCGACGCUGGACCACACCUCCAUGGCUCACACCCAUCACACGCAAGGCUCUAUGCCGCUCAGCAACGACGGCGGGAUGUUCCAUAAGCUGACGCCGACGAAGUCGAGAGGGACGGAGAAUGGGAUUAAGCCGAAGUUGACGACUGGGAGUCCGAGUGAGGUGAAGGAUGUGUUGAAUAGGCUGAAGAUUGGGAAGCAGGCGGGUAGUUCGAUGUUGAAGAGCUCGUUCCCGGCGUUGCAGAGGCAGGAGGGGAAGCCAUCGAACCUCGUCCCUCCGUACAAAUCGUAA